AUGAAUCAUGCAAAGUAUAUUCUGAUCGGAGGCAGUGCAGGUGCGGUCUGUGGCCUAGGCUAUAAGUAUGGAGUUCGAAAGAAUCCAAAAGAAGCCUAUUUAAUAUUACAGUAUGCUUCCAUAGCAGGUGCUUCUGGUGUUGUUGCUGGCUUUUCCUACGCAGCUUGGAUCAAACGCCCUAAAUUAGCCUAUUCUGCUUCAUUCGGCUUUAAUGGCGCCAUUUUGACUGGAUUAUUUUUUACUUUUCGUAAAAUUACCGACCAUACGGACAUUGCUGGCAUCAAUCAAGUUCACCCGUAUAUUAAAACUGCGGGUUGUGGUGGAUUAACGUUAAUGGCAAUUACCGCUAUUUCUGCCCAUACCGGUUUCGAUACCAUGUUAUUACUACGUAGAAAAGCUGCAGUGGCCUAUCAUCUAUCACAAGUGCAGGAAUCUAUCGAGCUUAACGAUGAUCCCCAAAAGCAAUCAGUAUUUACUAAAGCAUACAAGUAUAUUGCUGAGCCAACAGAUCUUGGAAAAUUAAAUAUGAGAAUUAAGCAAUUGUCUAUGGAAAUUCGUUUAUUAGAAAUAGAGCUUGGAGAUAUAUCUGAAAAUUCUCAAAAUACUGAUAGCGAAGAGUGA
This is a messenger RNA of Trichoplax adhaerens, 621 nucleotides long. RefSeq lists its product as uncharacterized. The transcript is spliced from 6 exons. NCBI's taxonomy places the organism in Eukaryota, Metazoa, Placozoa, Uniplacotomia, Trichoplacea, Trichoplacidae. Bases 1 to 621 code for a protein of 206 amino acids. The record is from RefSeq and is a predicted model, not a curated record.